Molecule: messenger RNA, 1651 nt
Organism: Galleria mellonella (greater wax moth)
Lineage: Eukaryota; Metazoa; Arthropoda; Insecta; Lepidoptera; Pyralidae
Exons: 4
Coding region: 697-1290 (197 amino acids)
Source: RefSeq, a predicted model, not a curated record
AAUUAAGCGUUUAUCUACGUUGAUUAACAAUUAACUUCUAAUUAUUGCGAUGGAGUGUCGAUGAUUUAUCUAGCUAGAAAUAUACUCGGAUGUUUGAAAUUAAAUUAUUUUUCUGGAAACUGAAAUAAUUAUUUCAUAUUAAUAAUUUCAGAUUCCAGAGAAAUAAUUUAAUUGGUCCAUUCCAAUCGAUAUUAAAAUUAUAACAUUUGAAUAUCGACUGUAUAAUUUUAAAUUAAAACAUACGUUCUAAUUUCAAUUUCACAAUAAUGGUCCGACCGAAUAAAGGAACAACAAUAAAAUUAAUCAUAAAUAAUUAAAUAAUAAAUAAAUAAUUAAAGUAUUUCUCUCUGUCUCUCUUCUAUUUCUAAACUAUCUUCCUCCAAAACUCUUUUAGUUUCCUUUUUCUGUUCUUGAUCUUUAUUUUUAACUACCUUUUGCUGCAAUAGUCAUAAAACAUAUUCUUGUUUUAAAAUUCUUAGCUGUCAAUAAUAGCCUGUGAAAUGAACUACAGUACAAUUACGUAAACUGAUACAAUGCUUUAUAUAACUUCAAUAUUUUUAAACACAAGCUCAGUUUUACAAAUAUCAAUCGAACGUCGAUACGAAUACUAUCAGAUUUAAUUUGAACUUCAGUUAGGACGUUUCAUGUCUCUAAUAAUAUUAACUUAUACUGUAUCUUACUUAAAAAAUAGACAAGAUGUAUUCAGUAAAAUACUAUUUCAUUACUGCAAAUGUAAUAAUAUCUAUUGUGUUAGUAUAUGUCAGAUGUCAAUAUGAUGAAGGUGCUUUUGUGAAACCAGAUAGCUGUCACGCUGCUCCAGAAUUAUUGAUGCGUCAAUGUUGCGUAUUUCCACCAUUUUUCGCGCGAGACGUAGCUAGAGCAUGUGGAGCUAUCUUUGCAUUACUAUUUACGGAUAAACAAAAUAAUGUCACCACACUAAGACGGCAAGCGAUCACGGGUUGCGAUCACUGGCGAUGUAUUUUAAAAAAAUAUAAUCUACUAACUGAUGAAGAAUAUGUGGAUGACGAACAAUAUUACAACCAUCUAGACAAAUGGGUAGACCUAAAUCCUAUAUUUGCUACAAUUAUGUUGAGUGCCAAAGUACAUUGCAAGCAAAUUUUCAAAUACUUUAUGCCUCUAAAAAUCUGCGAGUUUUACAAUUUUCAUUCGUGCAUAAGGCACGUUAUUAACCUAGUGAGUAUACAAACUAAACAUUUUUUCUCUAUACAACUUGUGAUUGUGGUAACCGAGUCGCGUAUAAACAUGAACAACACCAUGGAUAUCCUGUGACGCCUGUUAAAUCCUAAUAAGGAGUAACAAUUACGACUAACUAUAUUUCAUAGAGUGGGUACAUGCAGAUUGACAAAUAAAUAUAAAUAUCAUGAACAUAAUAACAUGGGUUAUUAUGGUUAACCCAUGGUAAUCCGCAGCGUUGCUAUUCCAUAAUAAUGGAUCGUCACAGUUGAUAAGAUACAUUAACAAAUAUAAUAUCCAGUAUUGCUUGAACACUCGAAAGCAAUUUCUUAAAAGAUACUAUUGUAUAUUCCACUCAAAUUAUAUAAUUACCUGACUGAUUAAUGAUGCUUCUCAUUUCAGGACUGCCCCGUUCCAAUAAAUAACAUAGAAUGUUCCAAACAAAAGCAAUUUUACG